UCGUUUUCACUCUAAUGUCGCUUGGACAAUCGGCUAUCAAGCGCAUGGAAGUGUGUUUGAGUUUUUUAAAUUUUAAACUUUGAUUUAAAUUAGAACUGACUAAACCCAAGGUAAUACGACUAUGGAUAUCAAUGACGCAGUGCUCACGUGUGCGGUGAACAUGCAGUGGACCAAUUCUGUAGGCAUUACGGGUCGAAAACUGGCCUACAAAACGGCCACUUUGCGUCUUGUGCGGAAUGAUCUGCGGGAAUUGUUUGUGGAGGUGACGCCGGAGAAAUUAAAGCCGCUCAAGUUCAAACUAAAGGAUCUCAUGGUGCACAAGAAGUUCAUGUCCGAAGGCAAGGCCACCUUUAACUUUAAGGCGGAGAACUGCACCAUAUACUUGUCCAAUGCUCCGCCGGGCACUCUUAUGUUCUUCCUGAGGACGAUAUUUAUUAAAAUGAACGGAACCGAAGGAGGAUCUCAGCCGGAUGAUGCCUCCUUGCAGAAAAAACUUCGCGAGCAUUUGCUGUCUGGAAAACCCAGCAGCUUUGAAGAUGUUUCUCCGGUCACUACGGCUGAGAUGAUUUUGGCGCGCAAAAAGGCGGGUUUGCUGUCCAAAGGGUCGGUGACCACUCCGUCGCCUCAGGGCGCCAAAAAACGAAGAUUCGAUGAGCUCAAGGAAGAGAGGGACAAGAGCAGCAUGCCAGCAGCUAAGAAACUAUAUCAAACGGCCACCGAUGAGUCCCUAAGGCUGAGUGAGGAGCAAAUGGAGGUUCUGCGGGCCUGUACCUCAGGAAAAAAUGUAUUCUUCACCGGCUCUGCGGGCACUGGCAAGAGUUUUCUGCUUCGAAGAAUCAUAUCGGCCUUGCCGCCUGAUGGAACAGUGGCAACAGCCUCUACAGGAGUGGCAGCAUGCUUGAUUGGUGGCACCACUUUGCAUGCCUUUGCGGGAAUAGGAGGAGGAGACGCCACAAUGCAAAGGUGUUUGGAGCUGGCCUCCAGACCCGUAAGUGCCCAAACCUGGAGGAAGUGCAAGCGACUGAUUAUUGAUGAGAUCUCUAUGGUGGACGGACAGUUCUUUGAGAAAAUCGAAGCCGUUGCCCGUCACAUUCGUCGCAAUGAUCGUCCUUUCGGCGGCAUCCAGCUGAUCCUCUGUGGCGAUUUCCUUCAACUUCCUCCAGUUAUUAAGUCGGAUGUCGGAGCAGGGCCCACUGCGACGCCCCAACAGCGCUUCUGCUUCCAGUCCAGCGCCUGGGAAACCUGCAUCCAGUGUGUCUUCGAACUGAAGCAAGUGCAUCGACAAUCGGAUCCAGAGUUUGUAAAGAUUCUGAAUCACCUUCGAAUUGGACAUGUAAAUGAUUCCAUAACUAAUCGACUGACAGCCACUUCCAAGCAGAAAAUCGAGGGAAAUGGCAUUUUGGCCACUCAACUCUGCUCCCACACAAACGAUGCUAACUCCAUUAACGAGUCCAAGUUGGAAAACCUUCAGGGAGAUAAGGUUUUAUUCAAGUCUGAGGAUUCUGAUGCAGGCAUGACCAAGACAUUAGAUCAACAGGUUCAGGCUCCCUCUCAAUUAUACCUUAAGAUAAACGCCCAAGUGAUGCUGCUCAAAAAUAUUAACAUAGCCAAUGGUCUUGUAAAUGGAGCUCGUGGAGUAGUUGUUAGAAUGGAUAAGGAUCUACCAGUAGUUAGAUUUAAAAACAACCAGGAAUAUGUGUGCAAGCACGAGAAGUGGAUCAUCAAAACCGCCACAGGUAGUCUCGUCACACGUCGCCAGGUUCCAUUGAAAUUAGCCUGGGCAUUUUCAAUACACAAAAGUCAAGGCCUAACACUCGAUUGCGUGGAGAUGUCCCUGUCAAAAGUAUUUGAGGCUGGCCAGGCUUACGUGGCCCUAUCCCGGGCCAAGUCCCUUCAGUCCAUUAGAAUUCUGGACUUUGACGCCAAGCAAGUGUGGGCCAAUCCUCAGGUGCUGCAGUUCUACAAAGGCUUCCGGCGCAAGCUGAUAGAUACAACAAUGAUUCCCUUGGGCCCUAAAAAUAAGGACAAGAAACCAGGAGAUGGUAAGGCCGGAAAUAGUGCUCUAGCCAAGCUCAAAAAGAGUCUCAUGAACAAGCCACUAGUUUCGAUUAGCUGAACUCAGAAAUUAUUAGUUGAAUUUUAGAAAAAGAAAGACCUUUACACAAUUACCUUUAAAUAUUAUAAUGGCUAGCUCUGUAAUGAAAUUUUCACGAAUGCAUUGAAUAUUGCUGAAAACUUAAUUAAAUCGCAUACAAAAUAAUACAUUUUACGAACUGAAGACAGGCCUAAUAAACGUUCACGACUGUUUCCCUAUUGAGAAUUUAUUGUCUGAAAUAGUGUUUAAGUUAGCUAACAUUUUAUCAAAAAAUAUAAUUAUUUUAAUUAAAAGAAUGACUUAACUGAUGUAUAAAAAGAA
Molecule: messenger RNA, 2416 nt
Organism: Drosophila eugracilis
Lineage: Eukaryota; Metazoa; Arthropoda; Insecta; Diptera; Drosophilidae
Gene: Pif1
Product: ATP-dependent DNA helicase PIF1
Biological process (GO): DNA repair; telomere maintenance
Molecular function (GO): DNA helicase activity
Source: RefSeq, a predicted model, not a curated record